Opisthorchis viverrini is the source of this 3088-nucleotide messenger RNA. RefSeq lists its product as hypothetical. The record is from RefSeq and is a predicted model, not a curated record. The transcript has 10 exons. The coding region runs from base 1 to 2943 and encodes 980 amino acids. Gene Ontology annotation, biological process: proteasome-mediated ubiquitin-dependent protein catabolic process; regulation of protein catabolic process. Gene Ontology annotation, molecular function: enzyme regulator activity. Lineage: Eukaryota; Metazoa; Platyhelminthes; Trematoda; Opisthorchiida; Opisthorchiidae. Gene Ontology annotation, cellular component: proteasome regulatory particle, base subcomplex; proteasome complex; proteasome storage granule.
AUGGGCACGGAUGCGGCUCCCAAACCUAAGCCUGACGAAACAGACAAGAAAAAGGGAGAUUUGAACAAGGAUGAUGAACUAUCCGAGGAAGAUAAACAGUUGCAGGAGGAAUUAAAUAUGUUGGUCGAGCGAUUGGAGGAAUCAGACGUCAGCUUGCACAAACCUGCAUUGGAAAGCAUGUGCAACCUGAUCAAAUCCUCGACAACCUCAAUGACCUCUGUGCCAAAACCAUUGAAAUUCAUGAUGCCUCACUAUUCAAAGCUUAAAGAAAUAUACGAGAAGAUGUGUGACUCACCCACAAAGCGUCUUUGUGCGGAUGUUGUUUCUGUCGUGGCAAUGACUGUAUCAGAUAAGCCGGAAUCACGCUUUGAUACCUUAAAUUAUCGCUUGUUGGGCACCAGCAGUGAAAUCGGUGCUUGGGGGCACGAAUACGUUCGGCACUUAACGAGUCAGAUUGUUUCCAGCUGGCAAGAGACAGAUUUGGAUGCAUCUGGAGAACGUACAGAGGACAAUUUCACAGAACAGCGUGAACAGCACUUAAGUCUCGUCCAUCUUAUCUUACCCUAUCUCAUGGAGCACAAUGCGGAAUCAGAAGCGAUCGACUUAUGCAUCGAGUUGGAAAAACUAGCUUUUUUGGAGACGUAUACUUCCGCACUAAACUACCAACGGGUUUGUUUGUACCUCACAAGUUGCGUUGCGUACCUGCCGACACCAGACAACACUGAGGUUCUCAAAUGUGCCGCUACUCUGUACAGAAAGUUCAAUGACCUUGGGAACGCAAUACGAUGCGCUGUGCGUUUAAAUGACAUGGAACUUAUCCGCGCCAUUUUUGAAGAGUCAGCCAAAGACGCCGGUUCAUCGUCCGGUUCCGGAACAAGCGUUCAACGGCAGCUUGCUUAUCUACUUGGAAAACAAGGCGUAGUUCUUCCGGAUGAUGAGAAUUCCGUGGAUGAGGAGCUGACGGAAAUGCUGUGGAACACGCGUCUUUCCGAACACUUCCUGGCACUCGGGCGGGAAUUGGACAUAAUGGAGCCAAAGCUUCCCGAGGAUAUUUACAAGUCACACCUGGAGACUGUACGAUCCACGCUCAAUCCAACCCUUGACUCAGCAAGAGCUAACCUCGCCGCAUCCUACGUUAACGGUCUGGUCAACUGUGGCUUUGGCAAGGAAAAGUUGCUCCAGGAAAACCCCAAAGAAGUUCCGUGGCUUGUAAAACAGAAAGAUCUUGCAAAGAUGAGUACUGUGGCCACUCUUGGUUGGGUGCUCCUCUGGGACGUGGACACUGGUUUGUCCCAAAUCGACAAAUACCUGUAUUCAGCGGAGGAUCACACUCGUGCUGGAGGUCUGCUCGGAUGUGGUGUAGUCAACUGUGGUGUGAAGAAUGAAUGUGAUCCGGCUUUGGCACUGCUAGGCUCCUAUGUUGAGUCUGACAAGGAUGUCCUUUCACGGGCUGCCAUCAUCGGUUUGGGUGUCGCCUACGCCGGAUCAAUGAAAGCUGAAGCCAUAAAUAGUUUGCUUCCUGUGAUCCUCGAUAUCAACACAGCUCGGUUGCAACACGCCUGCUUGGCUGCACUGUCGGCUGGUAUGAUCGCCGUGGGCUCUCUUAAUGCUGAGGUUACGUCAACCAUUAUUCAGUCGAUGCUUGAACGUCCCACAAGUCAUUGGAGCAAUCCAUUCAUCAAGUUUAUGGCUCUUGGUUUGGGUUUGACAUGCAUGGGACGGCAAGAAGAGGUAGAGGUCAUACUGGUUUCCUUGGAAGCAGUAUCUGAACCACUGAAAUCAAUGGCUCACAUGAUGUGUGACUUUUGUGCUUACGCUGGAAGCGGAAAUGUGUUGAAGGUUCAAAAUCUACUCCAUAUACUUUCUGAAAAGUACGAAGAGAAGGAUAAAGAAAAGGAUGACAAAGCAGCCGCUGCAGCCAAAUCUAAGGAUAAAGAUAAGAAGGAUUCUCGCCGCACCGGUGCUCGAGGACGACAGCGACGUACUGGCGCUGGUCGUAACACGAACAAUGAGGCUGCUGCCGAAGAUGAUGGGAACACAGCUGAGGCGGAUGAGGUCGAAGAUAAAGGUGCCACUCAACUAACUCCCAUGGAUACAUCGAAUGUUGAGGACACCGAACAGGAAGAAAAUCAAUUUGAUUUCCACGCGCAUCAGGGGCUCGCCGUACUAGGUGUCGCCCUGAUUGCCAUGGGAGAAGAAGUGGGCCUUGACAUGGCGUUUAGAAUGUUUGGUCAUCUGCUUCGUUUCGGUGAGCUGCCUAUCAAACGAGCUGUUCCUCUGGCACUCGCCAUGUGUUACGUCUCGAAUCCGCAGUUGAAGGUACUGGAUACUCUCAGCAAGUUCAGUCACGAUGCAGAUUCCGAACUUUCUUACAACUCCGUUCUGGCGAUGGGAAUCGUCGGUGCUGGCACAAACAACGCUCGAUUGGCAGCCAUGCUCCGACAACUGGCCGUAUACCACAGCCGUGAUCCCUACAACCUGUUUCUCGUCCGCUUGGCUCAAGGUUUGACUCACCUAGGCAAAGGCACAAUGACACUGAGCCCAUGGCAUUCAGAGCGUUUUUUGUCACGCGCAGUUGGCAUAUCCGGUUUGCUCACCUUGCUGGUCUCCUGUCUGGACAUGCGCACAACAUUCAUGGGUCGGCACGAUUAUUUGAUAUUCUAUCUGACACCAGCAAUCCAGCCACGGUUGCUCAUGACAUUUGACGAGGACUUAAAACCGUUGCCUGUCACAGUUCGUGUCGGGCAAGCUGUGGAUGUCGUUGGGCAGGCUGGUAGACCGAAAACUAUUACUGGUUUCCAAACUUAUACAACCCCGGUGUUAUUGUCCUAUGGCGAACGAGCCGAACUUGCAACAGACGAAUACCUGUCAGUUACACAGUUGCCAUUGGAAGGCUUCGUGCUGUUGAAAAAGAAUCCAGAGUACGAAGAAGCGACCGCAUGAGACCCAUUGUUCUGCGUCACGUUUCUCUGCGUGGCCUAAUCUUUCACUCACUGUCUUAUUGAAGCUUAUCACUGUUACAUUUUCAAAGCGAGCAGUAUUUCCCGUUGUAUCUGCGUUUUCCCUACGACGAUUCUGCUCGGUUGCG